CUGUCAAAUCGAUAUCAAAUUUCCGUGUUUUCUGUGUACCAACUCCCCAGACGAAAACAUUGCAAUUGUGUCCUUUUUAUUCGAAACGUAGCCAAUUUGUAGCAAAUAUGUUGAGUUAAUUUACCAUUUCGGUUUAUCAAGAAUGUGCUAGACAUUCGUUCCGGAGCGGGAUUGCCUGACCGUCAUCAGGACGAUCAUGUCUUGCUGAGUUGUUCUCAGAAGGUGUUUAACUCCAAACAGCAACAUCGAAACGGAGCGCAGGAGGAGUAGGCAAUGGCCUCGGUCACAAGAUGCGAAGUUUGCUUCUCCAAAGCGGACAGCGAUCGAAAGGCAAUUUUCGCAGAGGAAAACAGCCAUAUUGCUGGGAUCGUAGCGAAACAUUUGGGGUUUGAGAUUACACCGACAGUGGAAGAUGCCUCGAUAUGCAGCAAAUGCUGGAGUGCGUUGCAUGAAUUUCACAAAUAUUACUGUGAAAUAGAGGUAGCCAGGCAGCAGCAUGAGUAUGACCUACAGGCAAUUGGCGACAAACAGCAGGAAGAGGUCACUGUCGUUUGCGACAGCUUAGAGCCGAGCUAUAGGACGGAAUUUUUCGAGGUGAAGGUAGAACCAUUCGAACAGACGGACGUGUUUGAGCAGGAAAAUUCCAACGGUUCCGAUGAGAAGCCGCUGCACUGUGCGUUCGUAAAAUGUGAAGAUCCACCGAUCGAUCUCGAUCCGACGACCCCAUCGUCGGAUGAAGACUCUGCAGUGCCGCAGGGCAGCAGGUCAGACUCGUCCUCGCCGGAUAGGAGGAAGCCGAAGCGGGAGAGGAACCCGAAACGGCCACAAACGAGCGACACCGAGACGAAGCAAAGUAAAGUGGCCGCCCAGAAGGAGGAGGAUGAAAGUUUGCACAACUUCUACAAACGGAUCGUGUGCGAGGUGUGCGACAUUCAGCGCAUGCUGGUGGGUGAACCGCAGAUCGACUUCGGCACCUGGCGAGCGCUGCUGCGCCACACGAAGGAGGUACACAAGCACGACAAGGUGUACGUAAAGUGUCCGGUGUGCGAGAUGAAGAUGCGCACGAAGCAAACGCUGCUGCAGCACAUGGAUUGGCACGAAAAUCCGGAAAAGUAUCGGUGCGAACUGUGCGGCGAGAAGCACCAGAACAUGAAGGAGCACAUCCAGAACAAGCACCAGGAGCGGCAGUUCUGUUGCGACGUUUGUGGGAAAAAGUUCCCGUUCAAGAAGAGACUUACCGUGCAUAUGAAAAAGAUGCACGUGGAAAAGGACAUCAUUUGUGAUCAGUGCCAGAAGCCCUUCACAAAGUACACGAUAGAAGAUCACAAACGGUCCGUCCAUUCGGCGCGGUUUGUCUGUGAACACUGUCCGAAAACGUUCAACAGUCGCUUCCGGCUGCUGCAGCACAUGGAGGAGCACGAUGAAAGCUUGCGCAACUCCACCUCCGUACCGUGCACGAUCUGUGGGCAGGUGAUGCGCGACAAGUACAUCCUGACCAGACACAUCAAGCUGAUGCACACGGUCCAGCCGGCGGUCAGCUGUGAAACGUGUGGGAAAACGUUCAAAUGCAAGCGCAACCUGUCGGUGCACAUGACGAACGUGUGCAUGGAACCGACCCGCCUCUACCCGUGCACCAUCUGUGGGAAGGAGUUUCGGCGCAAGAACAAGCUGAAGGAGCACAUGUCGACGCACACGGGUAAACCGUUGUACAUGUGCUCCUUCUGUCCGGAAACAUUCCGCCAGGAUACGCAUCUGUAUCAUCAUCGGAAAAACGCACACUACGAGCGAUGGUUGGAGAUGCAGCAGCAGCGCAAGGAGGGUGUACGCUUCAAAUUGAAUGAAUUGCCGUAGUUGGGUAUGGGACAAAAGCGUGGCAUUGUGAGGCAGGUCCUUGCGGAGUGACUUUAAAAAAACAUGUGAUUGUGGGGAUACGGUAAAGAUUCGAUUGAAAGUGGACGAAUGAAUGGCAAUGGAUUGUAACAAUUUAAACUUCGACCGACCACCGUGUGUGCCAGUCAGCAUGAUUCUUUUAUAUCCGAAGACAAAUACAAAAUAAGAUUGAAAAAUAAACGUAAGCACAUUCACUAAGCUAAA
Molecule: messenger RNA, 2094 nt
Organism: Anopheles merus
Lineage: Eukaryota; Metazoa; Arthropoda; Insecta; Diptera; Culicidae
Product: zinc finger protein 567-like
Exons: 3
Coding region: 274-1851 (525 amino acids)
Cellular component (GO): nucleus
Molecular function (GO): zinc ion binding
Source: RefSeq, a predicted model, not a curated record